AGAGCUUGAUCCUGGAGCGAGGGCUUUCACAUGGGGAUGCUGUGAGGAAAGGACUACCAACCAUCUGGAUAUGGUGGAACUGCUUCAAUAUCACUUCUGGUCCAUUUCGUUAACCCCCCAGUCUGCUGUAAUGCUACCAUUUUGACACUGGGUUGGUUAAACUGUGGGCAAUGGGGAUGCCAGGGGGGAGACAGAGACUGCGGGCCAUUAUUUGCCUUUGGUGUUGGCUUCAAGCAAUGUGCUCUAUGCAGGAUCUGGAUCCCAAGGGGGCUAAUGUUUGUAAAUCAGAAAGUGUCACCAAGGGGCUUGUGUGCUGCCCGGGGUGGAGACAGGAAGGGCGAGCGUGUACAGUUGCAAUCUGUAAAGGAGAAGACACCUGCCAGACAGAUGAAGUCUGUAUUAGGCCUGGAGUGUGUCGCUGCAAACCUGGGUACUUUGGAGCCAGCUGUAACUCACGAUGCCCUGACCAGUAUUGGGGAUCAGACUGCAAGCAAAGCUGCUCUUGCUUUCCUAAUGGGAAGUGUGACCCCGUGAAUGGGCAAUGCACCUGCAAUCCAAAUCGCUGGGGACCUAACUGCCAGCAUCCCUGCCCCUGCUUCAAACAUGGAACCUGUGACCCUCUUACUGGCACAUGUCACUGUGAGCAUGGAUGGUGGACACCCUACUGCAGCAAACCGUGCCAUUGUAACCUACAGACUUCACGCUGUAGCCAAGCUACUGGCCAGUGCAUCUGUGACACAGGGUGGUGGGGUCUAAAAUGCAGUGUGAGAUGCAACUGCAACAACUCACCCUGCCUUCAGACCAAUGGCAAGUGCAAAUGUCAAGAAGGCUGGUGGGGGGAGUCCUGUGAGCACCAGUGUGAUUGCCUCCAUGGCAAAUGUAACCCCCUGAAUGGAAAGUGUGACUGUAAUGUAGGAUAUCAAGGGCCAAGCUGUGCAGAUCUUUGUGCACCUGGAACAUACGGAACCAACUGCAAAAACAGAUGUGGGCACUGCAAGCAGGGACAGAUUUGUUCCCCAGUGGAUGGCCUUUGUCUGUCCUGUGACCCAGGCUAUAACGGGACCCGUUGCAACCAGCCAUGUCUACCAGGAUAUCAUGGAGAAAACUGUGAGCAAAGAUGCCCAAAAUGUCGUGGAACGGAGGAAUGCAACAGGGAAACUGGGACAUGCGCACAUUGUGAUGCUGGAACACUGGGGCCUAGAUGUGAUUCGAAAUGCCCACCCGAAAGCUACGGAGAAAGAUGCCAAUAUCUGUGUCCUGUCUGUAUUCAUGGAACCUGUGACCCCAAAACUGGAGAGUGUAUCUGUGACACUGGAUAUUGGAAACACAGUUGCAAUGAGACAUGCCCUCAUGGCUAUUUUGGAUCAAACUGCUCAAGCACCUGCGAAUGUGGCGGGGGUCCCUGCAGCCCAGUAUAUGGAACAUGCCAGUGGACAUCCAAUCAAAAAGGAGCUCUGAUUGCAGGAAUCCUUGUGCCUGUGUUGUGCUUCCUUUUCCUGCUGUGCUGUUGCUGCUGUUGUGGAACUGACCAGUCUGAUUCAAAAGACAGGGUAUCCCAAGAAGGAGGCUCAUGUUCUAGAAUGAAGCACAAUUUUCAAGGGACCUUGGCUAACAUAAGUUCACUGUUGCCCUGUUGCUCUGUUGGCAAUACUAAACUCUCCUGGGUAACUGUGUCUCACCACGAUGCAGAGCUUCCUUUUAAUCAUAGUUUCAUUGAGUCGCCUUCAACUGGCUGGAUGUCUGAGAACUCUUUUUCUUCAUUUGAAUCAGAUGAAGGUGGUCCAGUCUACUGUGUUCCUCCAAGAGAAGGAAUAUCCAUCGCUGAUCUGGAUGGAUUUCAGGAAAUUAGUUCAAAAUGUAAUGUUUUUCCAGAUUCUUUGGCUUUCAACGCAGAUGAUGUCUCCCAGCCAUUUUCUAUUCCCAGGACAUCUAGCAUUGCCAAAGCUAAACGACCGUCUGUGUCAUUUGCUGAGGGAACUAAAUUUGGCAGUAGAAGGGCAUCAGCUACUGAGACACCCAAUCUUGCACGGAAACCAAAACUUGCUUUAAGUCUUCCAAAAUUGCCUUCUAUUCAGUCACAGCCCAUAAAUGGUGAUGAUCCGACUCACAGUGAGCAAGCCAAUGAUUUUUAUGAAAAAGUUUGUAUUAACCAGGAGCCAGAAGAUCAUCCUAGACUGCACAGAAAUGUGCCUGUUGGCCGCAGGAGGACUAUGUCUAAUGCUCAGAAGGUAACACUGAAAUCAGAAGUAGCAGAAUCUAGUGUAAUAGAAAAUGUUUAUGAUACGAAACGUAAAAGCACUGGUGUUACCACCGUUUAUUUGAGCGUUGGACCUCCAAAAAAGAUUUACAAACCUCGUAGAAGAUCCGAAGGUAAUAUUGAUGGAGCUGUGCAGGCUGUAUUAAAACGUUUGGGCAGCUUUCAGAAAGGGAUUCCAAAACCUGUUAGAAAAAAUUUACAGACAUCCAAUACUAAAAUUACACCAUCGAAGAUAUGUGAGGAAGAAGGUUUUACAAUAGACAACAAAACCCCAAUCUCUCCAAGUGCAAAAUUUCAGGACAAUCAAGCAAUGAAAAACGUUAUGUCAACAUCUUCUAUCCUUAAGAAAAUACCUACCAGAGCUGAGGAGGGGACAGAAUGUGUGCACACUUCUGAUAAGCUUGAGAAUAUGUAUUCCAAUUUGACUGAACCUGUGGCACUACUGGAACAAGCCGAAUAUGCAGAGCAUUUUUAUCAUACUACAGAGAAUACAGACUCAGAACCAAAGUAUGAAAAUAUAUCUGUUGCAAAAUGCAACAAGAUUAAUGAUUUAGAGGCAUCUAGUCUAUAUGAAGACGCAUAGAGCAUCAGUCAACAAAACAUGGUUUAGACCAGUGCUGUCCAACUUCUUGAACAAGUUAUGAGGUUGGGAAACACACGCCAGAGCAGAGUGACUGCUGUUUAGACUUUUAUUGUGCUGUCCGACUUCUGUAGUACCGAGGGCCGGAUUUUUUCUGACCUACGUGGCGGAGGGCCGAUAAUGGGAGCCAGUUUUGACAACUCCCUGUUUUUAAACCACACCUACUUUAAACCACACCCAUG
Messenger RNA from Xenopus laevis (African clawed frog), 3079 nucleotides. It is a transcript of the gene scarf1.L, whose product is annotated as scavenger receptor class F member 1 L homeolog. The record is from RefSeq and is a predicted model, not a curated record. The transcript is spliced from 11 exons. Gene Ontology annotation, cellular component: membrane. Gene Ontology annotation, molecular function: scavenger receptor activity; low-density lipoprotein particle binding. Gene Ontology annotation, biological process: neuron remodeling; dendrite development; heterophilic cell-cell adhesion. Bases 171 to 2840 code for a protein of 889 amino acids. Lineage: Eukaryota; Metazoa; Chordata; Amphibia; Anura; Pipidae.